Molecule: messenger RNA, 432 nt
Organism: Tupaia belangeri chinensis (Chinese tree shrew)
Lineage: Eukaryota; Metazoa; Chordata; Mammalia; Scandentia; Tupaiidae
Product: endogenous retrovirus group K member 6 Pro protein-like
Exons: 1
Coding region: 1-432 (143 amino acids)
Biological process (GO): proteolysis
Molecular function (GO): nucleic acid binding; aspartic-type endopeptidase activity
Source: RefSeq, a predicted model, not a curated record
AUGCUUACUUUAUGGUUAGAUGGUAAACAGUUUUCUGGACUUGUUGACACCGGAGCCAAUGUUACCAUUCUCAGAAAAGACAACUGGCCCCAAACUUGGCCCCUAACACCAACCCUUACCCACCUAACAGGCAUUGGUCAAAGCCAAAAUCCAGAAAGGAGCACUAAAGUAUUACAGUGGACAGACAGAGAAGGAAACCAAGGAACCAUACAACCCUUUAUUAUAGAAGGUCUCCCCAUAAACCUUUGGGGUAGAGAUUUGUUAUCACAAAUGAACCUCAUCAUGUUCAGCCCUUCUGAUAGAGUUACUGCACAAAUGUUAGCACAGGGUUAUACACCAGGAAAAGACAUAGGGAAAAAUGAAUCAGGUAUCAUCCAUCCUUUGAUACCAAAACCUAAAUUUAAUAGUACAGGACUGGGAAAUUUAUCCUAA